Molecule: messenger RNA, 1217 nt
Organism: Neurospora tetrasperma FGSC 2508
Lineage: Eukaryota; Fungi; Ascomycota; Sordariomycetes; Sordariales; Sordariaceae
Exons: 3
Coding region: 1-1137 (378 amino acids)
Biological process (GO): transmembrane transport
Cellular component (GO): plasma membrane
Molecular function (GO): water channel activity
Source: RefSeq, a predicted model, not a curated record
AUGGGUGCCCACGCUCCAGUCGUCUCCUCGACCUCCGUGGUCGAGAUAGAUAAAACCCCUCCUCCCUCGCAGCAGACGACAUUCCUGCUGUCACCACCAUCAGAGAAGAAAGCUGGCCUACAUCCUGUCUCAGUCUCGAUUACCCCUAUCCCACCUCCCACUCCUACCACCAAGUACACCCUUUCUCAUACCCACUCUCAUCAGUCGAGCACUUUGACGGCCGUUGGAAGAGGCUCCUCCAGAGGCAUCAUGGCCCCCUUUGCCAACAUGUCGCACCCCUUGCGCACCAAUCUUGUCUUUGGGAUAGGCGAGUUUGUCGGAACCUUCUUGUUCUUGUUCUUUGCCUUUGCUGGGACACAGGUCGCCAACACGGCUCCGGCCAAUGCCGCGAAACUACCCUCGACGAGCAACCUGCUGUACAUUGCCUUCGCUUUUGGGUUCAGCCUGAUGGUGAACGUUUGGGCCUUUUUCAGGGUUACCGGCGGUGCUUUUAAUCCUGCUGUUACGCUCGCACUUGUCCUCGUUGGUGGUUUCCCCGCCGUUCGUGCUGCCAUUGUCAUCGUUGCUCAGAUCCUGGGCGCCACUGCGGCUGCUGGGUUGGUUCAAGUGAUUUUCCCCGGUCCGUUGGCUGUGGAAACUACUCUGGGAGGCGGAGCGACUGUUGCUCAGGGCUUCUUCAUUGAGCUAUUCUUGACGUGCGAGUUGGUCUUUGUCAUUUUGAUGAUGGCCGUCGAGAAACACCGGGCGACGUUUGCUGCUCCAGUAGCCAUUGGCCUGUCUUUGUUCCUGUCUCAGUUAGUCGGCGUCUACUUUACCGGCGGCAGUCUCAACCCUGUCCGCUCCCUCGGCCCGGCCAUUGUCAACCGCCACUUCCCUGGAUACCACUGGAUCUACUGGCUGGGUCCCGUGCUCGGUGCUCUCCUGGCUUGCGGGUUUUACAAGCUGUUGCAGGCCCUCCGGUACCACGAUAUCAACCCGGGUGCGGACGGCGACGGUCGUGACGACCUUGAGGGUGCCCGUCACGCGCAUCAAGAUGGAUUGAAACACACUCCUACCAACCUUACGCAACCCCUCGCUAAUGGCGAGACGGCCGCACUCCACAACCAGCCGGCGCAGGUACCGAGGGAGGAGUUGUGAUGGCCCAAAAGACGUGGGGGGCAAUGAUUGGUGAUUCCUGAGUGGGUGCUGCUGUUCGUGUGUUACCAACAAGUACUUGC